Molecule: messenger RNA, 1521 nt
Organism: Aspergillus eucalypticola CBS 122712
Lineage: Eukaryota; Fungi; Ascomycota; Eurotiomycetes; Eurotiales; Aspergillaceae
Product: MFS transporter
Exons: 3
Coding region: 1-1521 (506 amino acids)
Biological process (GO): intracellular polyamine homeostasis; transmembrane transport
Molecular function (GO): polyamine transmembrane transporter activity
Source: RefSeq, a predicted model, not a curated record
AUGAACAUGGAAACCAAGACGAACCACGAGCGGAUGGACUCUGCCGACACACUUGCCCAACCUAACAUCGAGACAGAGCUCGGAGCUGAGCGUGAAAAGAUUGAUCCUAAUGCCACCAGGAGGGUGCGCAUAGGGUUUCUUCCAUGGUUGUGUUUGGUCCCAUCUGUACAGGAUCCCCGGUCCUACAGCUCCGGAGUAAAGUGGUUUUUGACCUUCAUCGUUGCUGCCGGUGGUUUAGUCGUUCCGUUGAGCAGCGGUGUCUUGUUCCCCUGCUUGCUUGAAAUCGCUGCCGACCUUCAUACCACCGAAUCUGUUGUCAACCUGUCCUUCGCCUUCGGUUCCCUUGCCGUCGCCAUCACCCCCCUCUGGUGGUCUUACUUUGCUGAACUCUAUGGUCGCCGUCUCGUAUAUCUGCUGUCUUUCUUCUUUCUCGGUCUGUUCUGUAUCCUAGCAGCCAUCAGCCCCAAUAUUGGCAUGUUCAUCGCUAUGCGCCUUCUCGGCAGUGCCUCAAGCGCGUCCCUCCAAUCCGUCAGCGCAGGCACUAUCUCCGACAUGUUUGAGCCGCACGAGCGCGGAAAGGCCAUGGGCGCCUUCAUGCUCGGGCCCAUGCUAGGCCCCAUGUUUGCCCCAAUCAUCGGCGGGACGCUCACGAUGCGUUGGGGUUGGCGCAGCACGCAGUGGUUCAUGGUCAUUUAUGGAUGGGCGGUUUUCAUGGUGAUGGUCUUCUGUCUACCAGAAACAGCCACAAACCUUGCAGAAAAUCAGCGCGAGCACCGCGCUAACGCUAGCAGCCCCGCUAAGAAGGCCAUCCACUUUCUCCUUAAGCCCAUAGAGGCCGCCAAGCUCCUCCAGUACCCGCCUAUCCUAAUCACGGUCUACUAUACAGCGAUAGUGUUUGCUACCUAUUACCUCAUUUGCGUCUCGAUCGAGGAUACCUUUGCCGUAGCCCCGUACUCCUGGAGCCCUGUGAUCGUCGGGGUGGCCUACAUCCCUGGGUAUUUGGGGUUGUUGUUCGGGGCAAUCAUCGGUGGCCGCUGGCAGGAUGCAAUUAUGGCACGCACCGCCCGGAAGGAGGGGCGGUAUGACGAGGCAGGAGAGUUGAUUUUUCAUCCAGUAGAUAGGCUGGGGGAGAAUUGUUUGAUGGCGGGCAUUCUGUUUCCCGGAGCGCUCUUAUGGUGGGGAUGGACGGCCGAGAAGCAAGUCUUCUGGCUGGUGCCGCUGAUCGGAAAUUUCUUCUAUGGCUUCGGUGGAAUGAUUCUUACCAACGUAACCAUGACCAUGCUGACCGAGUUCACCCCAAAGAAAUCGACCGUUGGCGUGGCGGUGAACAAUCUGCUGCGAAACAGCCUGUCGUGUGUUAGUGCGGUCAUCGCUCAACCGCUGUUCGAUGCCAUUGGAACGGGAUGGUCUUUCACAGCCGCUUGUGUCUUCUGUCUGUUGAGUGGCAUUCCGUUGAUCCUCCUACGGAUAAAGCGGGAGGAAUGGAGUCGGAAGAUGAAGGCUACAUUGGGAAGUGACUAA